This is a messenger RNA of Arachis ipaensis, 749 nucleotides long. The record is from RefSeq and is a predicted model, not a curated record. NCBI's taxonomy places the organism in Eukaryota, Viridiplantae, Streptophyta, Magnoliopsida, Fabales, Fabaceae.
UAUUCAACCUCUCAUUAUGACACUAGCUUAACCUAGCUCUAUAUAAAGCCCAUGCAUCAUCACACAAAUCACUUGUAUAUUCCAAAAACAAAAUGGCUCAUUACACAAACCACAAUGUUUACAUUGUAACAAUUAUUCUUGUUGCAACAACCUUAGCUUCCAAUGCAACAACAUCAAUGAGUGAAAGUGCACAUCCAAGCUUAGCAACAAGGUUGAAGGUGGAUGGAGAGCCGGAAAGUAUAAAUUGUUGGGAUUCAUUGUUCCAACUUCAAGCAUGCACGGGUGAGGUCAUAAUGUUCUUCCUCAAUGGUGAGACAUACUUAGGACCUAGUUGUUGUCAUGCCAUAAUAAUUGUUGGACAUGAUUGUUGGCCUCAGAUGCUUGCUUCUCUUGGAUUCAGUGCCGAAGAGACUGAUAUUCUCCAAGGUUAUUGUGAUGCCGAACAACAACACCAUCACCACUAUUCUCCUCCAUCUCCACCAUCUCCUCCUCCAUCAUCAUCAUUUCCUCUUCGUCAUGCAAUCACCAAUAAUAGCUAAUGUGGUUACUUACGAAUUAGGAUUCAUAAAUAUGCUUUAAUUUGCUCAAUAAAAUAAAGUGUUAUACGAUUGAUAUAUGGUGGAAAUAUCAUGCAACGAGUAUUUCUCUUUUUUGUUGGGCCAUGUUUUGUAUUUUAAGUUUUUCACUUUCCUUCAUUAUGUGAAAAUUAUAUGUAUCAAGGCCCAAAUUAUGUUCACCUUUAUCUAUUU